CGGAAGUGAGUUUGCGCGCGUAAUUCAUCCACAUCGAAUUGCGAUUAACAAAAAGAAGCAAAACCGACCUUGGCUUACGUGAAGAAACAAUUUUUCUUACCAAAAUGGAUGCUUUCAACCAACCUAAACCAAGAGUUAAUGGAUCCAUGCUUCCAAGGCACCAAGGGAGCAUCGUUUGUCUUCUGGGCCAAUUGAAAAAUGUGGACCCCAAUGGAAUGAGCCUAACCCUGACUCUAAGUGAUGGAGUUGAUGCUCAAGUCAAUCUCCAAACACCGCUUGAUCGUCCUAUUGAAGGUUUAGUAGAGGUCGUAGGUCAAGUUGGCGCUAAUCCAAGACAAAUCACAGGAUUGAACCUCAUCAGUCAUGGACAGAAGGAUUUUGAUAUGGAGCUGUACGAUGAGGUUCUGAAGAUCACUCAUGAGCUUCCGCAGUAUUACAGACUUGGUGGCCCUGAGAACUAAUCAAUGCCACAGAAAGAAAUGAACUAUACAAACUGGGUUUGCAAAUGGUGUGAUAUUCCCCUAUGUGAAUGGGUUAAUUGCCACUGCAAGCCAGGAUCGAUGUGCCCUCCUGUGACCCAGAGAGAAUAUAUAGUCCUUCAACCAACUGAUCUACAUGUGCGCUACGGGAAGAAAACAGAAUACAAACUGGGUCUACAAAUGGAACGGUAGAUCACAUAUUCCAUGAUGAGAAUGGGUUCAUUACUGCAGCAAACAAGGAUCUAUGUUUCUUCCUGUGACCCACUUGAGAAUUCAUAGUACAUGUACUUCAAGUCUUCAACCAAGUAGUCUACGCCAGAGAAGAAAACAGAAUACAAACUGGGCCUACUAGUGAAACAGUAGAUCACACAUUCCUUGAAGAGAAUGGGUUCAUUACUGCAGCAAACACGGAUCUAUGUUCCUUUCUGUAACACCAUUGAGAAUUUAUAGUACUUCAACCAAGUAGUCUACGCCAGAGAAGAAAAUAAAAUACAAACCAAGUUUGCCAAUGGUGCGCUAGAUCACAUAUUCUACGAUGUCAAUAGCCCAGAGAUGAUUUGUAGUCUGUCAACCAGGUUCCAAAAUGUGUGAGGUAAUGACACCAUCAGCAUGGGUAAAGGAAAUACAUAGCGCCAUCUAGCAACAACAUUGGUUCAGGUGAUAUUUUAUGAUGGAUUAUGGGUAACAAAAAAAAUGAAAUUCUAUACAGGGGGCUAUUUUAUCUACUUCUCAUAGAGACUGCAUUCCAAAUUACCUUUUUAUUGAACCCAAUUGUAAUUCAUUUGGGCUAUUUUACCACUUAUUUGGGCUAAUUUGCCAAUUAUAUGGGUAAUUGUUCACAUUUUGGAGGCUAAAUUUUACUUCAUUCCAGACACCAGAGUACCAAUGGGUAGAGGAGAUGGUAGGAGACACGUUUGUGAUACUUUAGAUUUUUAUUAAAAAAUGUCUUUGUGGGGAACAUUUUCAAUGGAUGAAUUAUUGAUCCCUUUCACAAUAUUUACAUGUAGGUAAUCGCUGGAGGCAUUUCAUGUAUAUUUUUAUUAUUUGUAUACAUACUUGAAUAUUUGUCCAUUCCGUGUUGUUCUUGCGAUGACUUAAAGACAUUUUGGCAUAUCGACUUCAAAAUUGAUCCAUGACCUUCAUCUUUGCAGUUAGGCACAUGGGUGUUUGCAGAGUGGAAUUCAUGUACAUGUAAGAGCCCUAAAAAGGUUUUUGUAUGGAUUUAUUUUAAUUUUUCUCCAAAUUGCUAUCUAUGAAUCUAGUGCUACUAUAGUAUGUUUUCUUUAAACAAAUCUGGCAUUAACCUUAGAAAACUUGUGACCAGGAAGAAAAAUGGGGGCUGGGGGCAAUUUUGCCCCUGAAAUGCUAAAAAAGGGCCCUGAAAGUAAAAAAAAGGAGCCCUGGAAAAUCCCCAUUUAUUGCAAUGUUAAGUCUUAUCCCAUGUUGCACAUUUAAACAGCAAGUUGGGAAAAGUAGCCCCUGAAAAUACAAACAAAAUUAAUUGCUCGCGUGCUUGCGAUUGUAACAGAAAUUAUUUCAGUGUUUUUGGAAAUGAAAAAUCUUGAGUUUUGAAAAGAAUUUGAAAAUAACACUACAUGUAUGUAACUGCCCCUUAUCCCAUAUAUGAAAUUAUUUAUUCUGACCGAAUUCAAAGUUUGCAAAUUUGUAUGCAAAUUCCUUGGAGAAAUGGCAAUCCAUUGCUAUUAAUCUAGUCUGAAUUAUAAGACCUGUUACAUGUAAUUAAACAAACCAGCAUGAACACAAAUAAUCAAAUUAGGGUCUUGUAAUUUAUAAUGUAGAAAAGUGUGUAGUGUUUGUCAAUUCUCUGUAAGUCUUAAUGUCACCAUCUGAAAAACGUAGCUCCAGGAUUUGAUGCCAGUUUACAUUACAUCCCUCAUGUACAAUAUAGCUUGGACAACAGAUGCAAGCAACAGCUCACUCGUGAUAAAUCAAUGACUCAGAAACUAGAUAAAACAUCCUUAUUAAAUUGGUUUUAAUUUCUCUUCAAAAUGUACAGUAAUCCUUAAAGGGGAAUCCAACCCAAAUAAAAACUUGUUUUUAUAAGGAAAAGAAAAAUCAGACAAGUUGAUAGGUGAAAGUUUGAACAAUUCUGGACAAACAACAAGAAAGUUAUGAAUUUUUAAAAGUUGUUAAUAUUGGUAAUCACUAUACCCAUGGAGACUUCAAAUUGGCCGCAUAUGGGUUUCAUAGUGAUGUAAGGCAAGGACUACCCUUCCAUGUACUCCAAUACAUAAAAUGGCUAAAAUGUCAUUUUCCCCAAAAGUUUUAUUUCAAAUUAUAUUUUUCUUUCAUGAGGACAUACAACAAUAUACUACCUGGGUUAUAUUUAGAUUACUGCCCCAGGGGAAUGGGUACCUAGGAGAAAACCACAAAUCCCUGAUAAUAAAGUACAUGGCCUAUGGGAAAGUUGUCCUUGCCCCUUGUCAUAAUUUACUUACGCAGUUGCCAAUUUGAAAUCUACAUAGUAUUAGUGAUCUCAAUUUUAAAGCAGCUAUAACUUUCUUAUUGCUUGUCCGAUUUCUUUCAAACUUUCACCAUUCUGUUUAAUUUAUUUUUCUCCUUCCCAACACAACAUUUUAUGGCCAAGGCUGGAUUCCCCUUUAAAGAAAAUGUAAGAAAUUACAUCGAGAUAUGAACAUUACUUUUAAGGUGAUUCAUUAGAGAAAAUAUUUAAUAAAUAUUGAUUCCUUUCGUAUGAAAA
Lytechinus pictus (painted urchin) is the source of this 3201-nucleotide messenger RNA. RefSeq names its product replication protein A 14 kDa subunit-like. The record is from RefSeq and is a predicted model, not a curated record. NCBI's taxonomy places the organism in Eukaryota, Metazoa, Echinodermata, Echinoidea, Temnopleuroida, Toxopneustidae. Gene Ontology annotation, cellular component: nucleus; site of double-strand break; DNA replication factor A complex. The coding region runs from base 105 to 461 and encodes 118 amino acids. The transcript is spliced from 4 exons. Gene Ontology annotation, molecular function: single-stranded DNA binding; damaged DNA binding. Gene Ontology annotation, biological process: nucleotide-excision repair; mismatch repair; double-strand break repair via homologous recombination.